AUGCCUUCUGUUUCUCCUCAUACUACCGCUCGGAUUAUAUCCGUCGUUGCGGGGACGUUGAUAGCUCUGUCUUGUGGGACAAAUUAUGCAUACUCCGCAUGGGCACCACAGUUCGCACACCGAUUAAAGCUUUCCUCGACUGAGGGUAACCUUAUCGGUGUGGCGGGAAAUCUGGGCAUGUAUGCCAUGGGUAUUCCCAUGGGUCUAUUGACUGAUGCAAAGGGACCUCGACUUAUUACUCUUAUCGGUUCGGUCUGCCUGGGUCUGGGAUACUAUCCGAUCUACCUAGCCUACCAACACGGAGAAGGAUCGGUCCCUAUUGUUUUCUUGUGCUUUUUCGCCUUUUUGACCGGUACCGGUGGUUGCGCAGCCUUUGGCGGUGCUAUCAAAGUUGCGGCAUCCAACUUUGCCGAGAACCGCGGCACUGCGACAGCAGUCCCGUUGGCUGCCUUUGGACUCAGUGCUCUAUUCUGGUCCAAUGUGUCCAGCCUCAUCUUCAAGGAUGACACGGGUAGAUUCUUGCUGCUUCUCGCCUGUGGAACCACUAUCCUCCCUUUGGUCUCUAUCCCAUUUUUGCGAAUCUUCCCCAGCCAGAACGAGCCCUAUGCUUCAAUCCCAAACCAUGAACAAUCAGGCGCCCCCGAGUCGCAAAGAAUGCGCCGACCGAGCACUGUUGGAGAACACACCGAGGAAAUCCAUGACUCCACAGGUUACGACCACGAGAACUCGGCGCACGUGCGCAGUCAUUCCGUCCACUCGAACCACCGUGGCGGAGCAUAUAACCACGACCAGGACGAGAGCUCGUCAUUGUUUUCCAAGCCUGAUGGCCGGCCAUCAUUCGAUACACUAGACGACGACUACUUGGCCGCCAUUGCCGUGGAUGCCCACCAUCCCGAUAUCCGCGGCCUGGCCAUGCUCAAGCACGUUGAAUUCUGGCAAUUAUUCCUGACCAUGGCACUCCUAUCCGGUAUCGGUUUGAUGACCAUCAACAACAUCGGAAACAGCGCCAAGGCUCUGUGGUUAUACUACGACGACAGCGCCACAUCCAAGUUCAUCCAGGAGCGCCAGAUCAUGCACGUUUCCAUCCUGUCUUUCGGCAACUUCCUCGGCCGUCUCCUUAGCGGCAUUGGCUCCGAUAUCCUCGUCAAGAAACUGAACAUGUCCCGCUUCUGGUGUCUCUUCAUCUCUGCCCUCGUUUUCACCCUCACCCAGCUUGCCGGCGCCUCAAUUUCCAACCCGAACACCCUCGUCGUUGUCUCAGGCUUCACGGGUGUUGCUUACGGUUUCUUAUUCGGCGUCUUUCCUUCCCUUACUGCUCACACCUUUGGCAUUGGCGGUCUCUCCCAAAACUGGGGAGCCAUGACUCUAGCCCCAGUGCUCAGCGGCAACGUGUUCAACCUUGUCUACGGCACAGUAUAUGAUCACCACUCUGUCGUCGGCCACGACGGUGACAGCGAAUGUCCCGAUGGUCUAGUCUGCUACCGUUCCGCCUACUUUAUGACAUUCUUCUCAGGUCUCUGCGGCAUCGUAGUUUGUCUAUGGAGUAUCUGGCGCGAGUCGCAGAUCCACAAAAACCGGAAGAAGAAUGGACACCGGAUCGCAUAA
Penicillium odoratum is the source of this 1605-nucleotide messenger RNA. RefSeq lists its product as uncharacterized. The coding region runs from base 1 to 1605 and encodes 534 amino acids. Lineage: Eukaryota; Fungi; Ascomycota; Eurotiomycetes; Eurotiales; Aspergillaceae. The transcript has 5 exons. Gene Ontology annotation, cellular component: membrane. The record is from RefSeq and is a predicted model, not a curated record.